CGAAGGUCACGUGACGCAAAGCGGAUGCACAAAGUAGCAAAGCCGGAGCCUGGAGCUCUCCGCCAUGGCUGCCAAGUCCCUCCUGGCUUCGAAGCAGGCGCUGAAGAGCUGAUCCGGGGCGUCCCGACGCAGGUGGUGUGCACCGAUUUUGGGAACACACUCCUGGUGGUGGUAGUGACCCAGUACGGCAAGAUGGGGACCUUCGUUCUCGUCGAGCCCAACGUGGUGGCAGACAACGUCAGCAGCCCUUUGCUCACCACCACACAGUCCUCCGGCAAAGACGAGCCUCUCGUCCACAUUUGUGCCAAACAUCUCGUGACCUCGGUGUCUCAAGAAGCCGGGAAUAAGCCCGUUCUCUUAGCCAUGGCUUUGAAGGAUAAAAGCAUGGAGGGGGUCCGAAUGCUCCAGGAGAUGAUCCGCCAAUGCCAAGUGUGGUGAGGCUCUUAAUGCCUCCAUAGAAGACUUGAUCCCUCCUGGAUUAGACCUGUCUGGGGCAGGCAUUGGCCUUGUCAGCCGGCUCCAGCGCUUGGACUUAUCUUUGCCAUGGAGGCAGUUUUUUCUUUUUGCUGUCCCCUUGUAUUAUUAUUAUUAUUAUUAUUAUUAUUAUUAUUAUUAUUAUUAUAUUUUUUAAUGAGAUGUUAGCACUUGAAAACAUCUGGGUAAAAUUUGGAUAUCGCAGGUUUUGACUUCCUAAUGUCAAUCCAUUAUUGGCAGACCGUGAUGCAAUAAACCACUUUGCAAAAUCUCCAUUCCAAACCUCAAAA
This is a messenger RNA of Sceloporus undulatus (fence lizard), 764 nucleotides long. It is a transcript of the gene PSMG3, whose product is annotated as proteasome assembly chaperone 3. NCBI's taxonomy places the organism in Eukaryota, Metazoa, Chordata, Lepidosauria, Squamata, Phrynosomatidae. Gene Ontology annotation, biological process: proteasome assembly. The record is from RefSeq and is a predicted model, not a curated record.